This is a messenger RNA of Apis mellifera (honey bee), 159 nucleotides long. Lineage: Eukaryota; Metazoa; Arthropoda; Insecta; Hymenoptera; Apidae. The record is from the annotation of a RefSeq genome assembly.
AUUCCUCAAAUAAUACCUAUAAAAUGAUUUUUAAUUUAUUUUAUUUAUUUAUUAAUUUUUUAUUUAUUCAUUAUAUUAAUUAAUUCAAUACUAAUCAAAACUAAAAUCAAUAAAGAAACAUUAAAAAUUAAAUUAAAAAAAUGAAAUUGAUUUUGAUAA